AGCGCGCUGAGAUAACUGGACGAUAGCCUGGAGUUGAAUCCAACCUUGGCUGAAUCUACCAAACAAAACGACGAGUGCGAACACAUUGGAUCACUCUACGCAACUGUAAUACCACUUUACAAUCACUAUCGAGAAAAUGUCUCCCUCAGAGAACGAGUUCGAUAUCCCAGCGAAGAACUGUUAUAGGAUGGUGAUUUUGGGGUCCACCAAGGUGGGCAAAACUGCUAUCGUUUCUCAGUUUUUGAACGGGAGAUUCGAUGAGCAGUACACGCCAACCAUCGAGGAUUUUCACAGGAAACUUUACAGUAUUAAGGGAGAUGUAUACCAACUGGAUAUAUUGGACACCUCUGGCAACCACCCGUUCCCUGCUAUGAGGAGACUAUCCAUACUGACAGGUGAUGUCUUUAUCCUGGUCUUCAGCCUGGACAACAGAGAAUCCUUCCAGGAGGUACAGAGGCUGAAGCGACAGAUCUUUGAGACCAAGUCGUGCCUGAAAAACAAGACCAAGGAAAACAUUGACGUGCCUCUGGUGAUCUGCGGCAACAAGGGCGACCGGGAAUUUUACCGGGAGGUACAGAGAGAAGAGAUUGAGCAGUUGGUGGCUGGAGACGAGCAGUGCGCGUACUUUGAGAUCUCCGCCAAGCGUAACACUAACGUUGACCAAAUGUUCCAGACCCUAUUCACUAUGGCCAAUCUACCCAAUGAGAUGAGCCCGGACCUUCACCGUAAGGUCUCCGUGCAGUACUGUGACAUGCUUCGCACGAAAUCCCUAAAACAUAAGAACAAGAAGGACCAUGGAGACGCCUACGGCAUCGUGGCACCAUUCGCCCGGCGACCGAGCGUCCACAGUGACUUGAUGUACAUAAAGGAAAAGGCGAUCGGUGGUGCGCAGGGGAAAGAUAAAGAGAGGUGUACUAUUAGCUAAGAUUGUGAAUCCUAUUAAAGACCUUGAAACCAAUAAUGAUAUUCUUCAUUUUUUGAGGCAAGAUAGACGGGGCUUGGGUGCGCAAGGCUACCCAUGCUGCUUACGGUCGCUCGGUAUUGGGACACUGAGACAACAAUAUGUUGGGACGAUGGGCUCCGGGUGCAAUGACUGUCUAGAAUCAGACAUACUGCAAACUUGGAAGCGCAAGCUACAUGUCCUGAUCCGCGAAACUUUGAAGAAUGUUCUUUUGUUCUUUUAACGAAGCAGAACCUUUUGUGAUGUGGCUUAAAACCAACGCGUAAAAUGUGUUUUGACUUGCAUCCGCCUUAAAGUUAGGCAAAAAGGCUCAUGGAGUGGAGUACAAUGUUAAGAAUGUUGUUUACAUUUUGUUAUACAUUUUCUAACAGAUAAUUAAACUUGAAUGUCGCAAUCUGAACAAUUUUAUAUAAGUGUUAAUUUAUUUGUAUGUCGAUGUCAAUUUUACAAAAUUAAAACGGAAAAAA
Molecule: messenger RNA, 1428 nt
Organism: Esox lucius (northern pike)
Lineage: Eukaryota; Metazoa; Chordata; Actinopteri; Esociformes; Esocidae
Product: dexamethasone-induced Ras-related protein 1
Exons: 2
Coding region: 137-925 (262 amino acids)
Molecular function (GO): GTP binding; GTPase activity
Source: RefSeq, a predicted model, not a curated record